CGCUGAGCGAGUCCCGCCUCCCUCAGUCCCUCAGUCUGGUGUUUGCCAGUGGAGCGAAGGGUUGAAGCUUUCGUUCUCUUGUGUGUUACCGGUGUAUGGUGCUGUAAUCACCACCGCUGCCGUCACCACCCGUCACCACCGCGACCACCACCGCCACCAUGGGCACCCCUCCUAUGGUGUCGCCUAUACGCAUGCUGCCCCUACUGCUCGUCGCUCUCGCCAUACGCUCAGCCGUAUGCAAUGAGAGCGGCCCCGUCAUCGUAGAGGAACCCGACAACCGCGUGGACUUCAGUAACUCGACCGGCGCCAACAUCCAUUGCUCUGUUCGUGGCCAUCCCAAGCCUUCCGUCGUGUGGGUGCGUGCUGAGGACGGUACUGCUAUCGGUGAUGUUCCUGGACUCCGCAGGGUUCUUGCUAAUGGCACUCUGAUGUUCCCACCUUUCCGUGCCAAGGAUUACCGUCAGGAAGUCCACGCCCAGGUGUACCGCUGCCAGGCCUCCAACCCUCAUGGCUCUGUUCACUCCCGUGAUGUCCACGUUCGCGCAGUGGUUCCGCAGACUUACCAGGUGGAGGCGGACAAUGAGCACGUGAUCCGCGGCAACUCGGCCAUCAUUAAGUGCGAGAUUCCCUCCUUCGUGGCGGACUUCGUGGGCGUGCAGGCGUGGGUGGACUCCGAGGGCCAGACUUACUAUCCCAACUCCCACAAUCCUAACUACGAUGGCAAAUACCUGGUGCUUCCCUCUGGCGAGCUGCACAUCCGCUCCGUUAGCUCCGAGGACGGCUUCAAGAGCUACAAAUGCCGCACCGUUCACCGCCUCACCCAGGAGACCCGCCUCUCUGCCACUGCUGGACGUCUUGUUAUCUCCGACCCUGCUGGCUUGUCCGCUCCUCGAAUCACCCUCAGCGAGAAGCUUCUUGGUCUUGCCUCUCAGACAGCUGUGAGUGAAGCCGCUGCCCUCACCUGCGCCGCCCAGGCCCACCCUGUCCCCGCUCACAGAUGGUUUAAGUUUAAUGAGAAUGGACGUAAGGCAUCUGUGGAACUUGGUGAGAGGAUCAAGCAGGUUGGUGGAACCCUUAUCAUCCGUGAGGCCAAGGUUGAGGACUCUGGCAAAUACCUGUGUGUGGUGAACAACUCUGUAGGAGGUGAAAGUGUGGAGACUGUGCUGACAGUAACUGCCCCCCUGAGUGCUCAAGUGGAACCUAAGGUGCAAACUGUGGAAUUUGGAAGACCAGCUACCUUUACCUGUACUUACCGUGGCAACCCUGUGAAGUCUGUUUCAUGGCUCAAGGAUGGUACACCCAUUGAACACAAGGAGGCUGUUCUUCACAUCAACUCUGUGGGCCGUGAGGACAAGGGAAUGUACCAGUGCUUCGUGAGAAAUGACCAGGAGUCUGCCCAGGCCACUGCUGAACUCAAGCUUGGAGGUCGAUUUGAGCCACCCCAGUUAACCUACACCUUCGAGACUUCCACCCUGCAGCCUGGAUCCUCUGUUUACCUCAAUUGUGUGGCUGCUGGCAACCCAACCCCUGAGAUCACCUGGGAACUGGAUGGCACUCGGCUUUCCAACUCUGAGAGGAUGCAAGUUGGCCAGUAUGUGACUGUUAAUGGAGAAGUUGUGUCCCACCUCAACAUCUCUGGCGUGCUUACCAAUGAUGGUGGCCAGUAUGCCUGUGUGGCUUCCUCCACAGUGGGUUCAGUCAAGCAUGCUGCCAGGCUUAAUGUUUAUGGACUCCCUAACAUCAGACCCAUGGACAAGGUUGCAGUUGUUGCUGGAGAGAACAUGAUCGUCCACUGCCCUGUUGCCGGCUACCCUAUUGAUUCUAUUGUCUGGGAAAAGAAUGGUCGUAUGCUUCCAAUCAACCGUCGUCAGCACCCACAUGACAAUGGCACGCUGCUUAUUGAGGCCGUGGAACGCAGCUCAGACCAGGGCCGAUACACCUGUGUGGCACGCAACAGUCAGGGCUACACUGCUCGAGGAGAUCUUGAUGUUCAAGUUAUGGAGCGUCCACAUUUGAUACAGCUUGACUUUGGUGAAUCAGACUUUAAUGAGGGCGAUUUUGUGCAAGUGAGCUGUAUACUACAGAAGGGCGACCAUCCAGUUAAUUUUACAUGGGUCUUCAAUGGCAUAGUCCUUCAGUCUGGUGAUGGCAUACAUAUGGAUUUCAUUGGAAAGUCUAGCAUACUGACCAUUGAUCCGGUGCGAGGUGUGCACCAAGGAAAUUACACCUGCAUCGCCUCCAACCCAGCUGGGGAGGAGCAAAUCUCUGCCACACUGGUUGUCAAUGUGCCACCGGAAAUUGUGCCUUUUAAAUUCCCUGAGAAUGCGGGACGUGAUGGUGCUUUUGCUCAAGUAGUCUGCGUGGUGGCUGCGGGAGAUGCUCCCUUGAACAUCUCAUGGCACUACAAUGGUGUCAGUGACCUUCCUAUGGGCACAAAUACACAGCUCAUUGGCGACAGAACCUCUAUAUUGACUAUUCCCAGUGUUUCGUGGCUUCAUAGUGGCGACUAUGAUUGUCUUGCACAAAAUGGUGCUGGAAAAGUCUCCUUUGCAGCAGAAUUAUCAGUCCAGGUACCACCUCGCUGGAUUGUUGAGCCCACUGAUAAGGCUUUUGAUCUGGGAAGUGAUGCACGCCUUGAAUGCAAAGCUGACAGCUUCCCCCGACCAUCUCUUGGAUGGAAGAAGGCUGCAGGAACCACACCUGGAGAUUAUCGAGAUCUUGUUGUGAGCAACCCCAAUGUGAAGGUGACUGAUGAUGGCACACUUCAAAUCAUCAACAUCCAGAAGUCCCAUGAAGGCUACUAUCUGUGUGAGGCUAACAAUGGCAUUGGUGCUGGCCUGUCUACUGUCAUCUAUGUGCGCGUCCAAGCUCCACCUCAGUUCAAGAUUCAGUACCGUAACCAGACUGCCAGCCGAGGAGAAGAUGCUGUGCUGGAGUGUGAGGCUGAGGGAGAGACACCCAUUGGCAUUCUGUGGAGCAAGAGCAAGCACAGCAUUGACCAAGCUAAGGAACCAAGGUACACCAUCCGUGAGGAGAUGCGUGGUGGCAGUGUUCACAGUAGCCUGCACAUCAAGACAACUGAUCGGUCAGACUCUGCUGUGUAUACCUGUGUCGCAACUAAUGCUUUUGGAAGUGCUGACACUAACAUCAACCUUAUCAUUCAAGAACGCCCAGAACAGCCAAGCAGUCUGAAGGUUCUUGACAAGAGUGGCCGCUCUGUUGAGCUCUCAUGGACCCGUCCCUAUGAUGGAAACUCCCCCAUCACCCGAUACAUUGUGGAAUACAAACUCAGCCGACGUAACUGGGAGACUGAUGGUGAGCGCAUGAUGGUUCCUGGUGAGCAGAGCAUGGCUGCUGUACUCGACCUCCGACCUGCAACAACUUAUCACCUCCGCAUUGUUGCCAGGAACGAGAUUGGGGACUCUGAGCCCUCUGACACUGUCACUAUUAUCACUGCUGAAGAAGCUCCUAGUGGCCCCCCUCGUGAUCUCAAGGUAACCGCUGUGGAUCAGACUUCCCUGCGUGUGACCUGGAAGCCUCCCCUCAGAGAGGAGUGGAACGGUGAUAUUCAGGGCUACCAAGUUGGCUACCGUCUGGCAUCUUCAAACAAUUCCUACGUGUUUGAGACUGUUGAGUUCAGUAAGGAGAUGGGCAAGGAGCAUCACUUGGUUAUUUCCAAGCUCAAUGUGUACACCGAGUAUGCUGUUGUUGUUUCUGCUUUCAAUAAAAUUGGACAAGGACCCAAAACUGAGGAAUUUCUGGCUUACACUGCGGAAGGAACUCCCCAGCAGCCCCCACAAGAUGUCACCUGUACCACCCUCACUUCUCAGACUAUCCGUGUGUCCUGGUCCUCUCCUCCACUGGAAACUGUUCAGGGAGUCAUCAAGGGAUACAAGGUGUUCUAUGGACCCUCAGAUGUGUGGUAUGAUGAGGAGAGCAAGGAUAUCAAGAUCACUCCUUCCACUGAGACCCAUCUUCAUGGCCUUCAGAAGUACACCAACUACAGCCUUCAGGUUCUGGCUCACACUUCUGGUGGUGAGGGAGUUCGCUCACAGCCAAUUCACUGCCAGACUGAUCAGGAUAUUCCUGAGGCACCCACAUCCGUCAAGGCCUUAGUUAUGUCCGCCGACUCUAUCCUUGUGUCAUGGCUUCCUCCUGAGCGACCCAAUGGAAUCAUCACACAGUACACUGUUUACUACAAGGAGCAUGGCAAGAGUGACAGCGAGGCUACCCUGCAGAAACUGCUUCCAUCUCAGCUCAGCUAUGAGGCCAGUGGACUUAAACGCCGUGAUGCUUAUGUGUUCUGGGUGACUGCUUCCACCACUGUUGGAGAAGGAGAGAUGUCUGAUCUUGUACACCUUAAGCUGUCCAACAAAGUACCUGCUAAGAUUGCAUCAUUUGAUGAAGAGUAUUUGGCCACCUACAAGGAAGAUGUGAAACUGCUGUGCCAAGUUGUUGGACUUCCCACUCCUGAUAUCAGGUGGACAGUUCAUGGAGAGCCCUUCACUCCCAACGACCGCAUGCGCCUCCUCCCUGAGGGCUCCCUCCUCAUCCGUCAAGUGUCUCGUGAUGAUGCUGGUGAAUACACCUGCCAUGUGGAGAACCCCUACGGCCAGGACACAAUCACACACAAGCUGCUCAUCCAGGCUCCUCCCCAUCCUCCGGAAAUUACUCUCCAGUCAACAACCACAAACAGCAUUGAAGUGAAGCUCAAGCCCUCUGUGAUUGAUGACACCACCCCUAUCCAUGGCUACACCAUCUAUUACAAACCAGAGUUCAGCAAUGAGGAGAGUGUUCAGGUACCAGCUUCCACACGUACCUACACACUGGAGUCUUUGUGGUGUGGAUCUCAGUAUCAGAUUUAUGCUUCUGCCUACAACAAGAUUGGAACAGGUGAAUCCUCAGAAGUCCUGAACACCCGCACAAAAGGCAAGAAGCCAGAGGUUCCUGAAGUGCACCGCUUUGUGGAAGUUUCUUCAUCAUCUAUUACUCUGCACCUGAAUGCUUGGCAGGAUGGUGGCUGCCCCAUGAAUUAUUUUGUAGUUGAAUACAAACCUAGGCACCAAACUGAAUGGAUAAUGGCCAGCAAUCAAGUAAAGCCAACUGGAAACUAUGCUAUUAUGGAGCUGACCCCAGCCACCUGGUACAACCUACGCAUCUCUGCCCACAACAAUGCUGGCUCUUCUGUAGCUGAAUAUGAAUGUGCAACUCUUACUGUGACUGGAGCCACGCUGCCACCAUCUGUCCCGGACAGUCACGUUUCCUGGCUGCCUGAUUGGUGGCCCAAGUGGCUGGAUCUCAAUGUCCUGGUGCCUGUUAUUGCCACCAUCGUCGUCAUCAUUGUGGGCAUUGUUGUCGUCUGUGUGGCCGUGACCCGGCGCAAGAAUGGCAUUGAAAACUUGAGACUGCGAGAGGAAGUGUACCAGCAGUACCAGUACAAUGCUAGCAUGCCUCCUCCAUCCACCAUGGACAAGCGUCACCCAGGCUUCAGAGAGGAACUUGGCUACAUUCCUCCACCCAACCGCAAGUUGCCUCCUGUUCCCAACUCACAGUACAACACCUGUGACCGCAUCAAGCGAGGUGGGGGGUCGGGUCGCAGGGAACAUGCCACCUGGGACCCAAGACGACCUAUGUACGAGGAACUCUCCCUCCAUCCUCCCCCUGGGCGACGUAUUCCUCCUGGAGGACCUCUACCACCACAUAACUCCCAGGACACCCUAAGAUCAGGUGGUGAUGAUGAGAUCUGUCCCUAUGCAACCUUCCAUCUUUUGGGUUUCCGUGAGGAAAUGGAUCCACAACAGGCUGGUAACAACUUCCAGACCUUCCCCUACCAGAAUGGCCACGGCUCCCAGCAGAACUUUGUGAAUUCCCCUGCAUCCCGAAGCAUGCCACGUCAUGGGUCUGGCAACUACUACAGCUGCGUUUCUGGCGACUAUAACUGUGGCCAUGCCCCGAACGAAGGCCACCAGCCUCGUCAUGGUUCUGGCAACUAUUACUCCUGUGUGGCUGGAGAGUAUGGCUCAGGUGGUCCUCCUAGCAGCACUUACUAUUCAACUGUUCCUGGAGACAUGACAACCUCACGCAUGAGCAACAACUCUGCCUUUUCUCCAACCUACGAUGAUCCUGCUCGUUCUGAUGAGGAAAGUGACCAGUAUGGAGGAUCAACCUACUCAGGUGGUGGACCAUAUGCUCGUGCUAUUGACUCGGUGUCUCAGAGUGGCACUGCUAAACGCCUAAUGAACCGAGGCAGUACUUCUGGGAGUGCAGGCCAGGGAUCCCCUGAGCCUCCUCCUCCUCCCCCACCACGUAAUGGUGAUCUCCCCCUCGACUCCUCUGGCCUUGGGUCAUCUCUGAACGACUCUAAUAACUCCACAGCCUCUAAUCAAUUCUCUGAGGCUGAGUGUGAUCAUGAUCUUGUUCAGCGCAAUUAUGGAGAGAAACAUAAUGUUCAAGCCAAUCCAGUGAAGGCUACCAAGAGUACAGAGGAGAUGCGCAAGCUCCUGGACAAGAAACUAAUCAAGACCUAAAUGAAGCAGCAGCCCACAUUCAAAAUGGAGGCCUAAGAAUGGUGAGCAAUGAGAUGAAUGUGUGAGGUCCUCUGUAUGCUGUUGAAGGAUCUCACUCACCCUGUGCCAUAUGAGGCAGCCUAUUUACCGCCCUUGUCAUGUACCCAUCAAUGAUAUUGAAUACCUACAUUGAACUCAGAUACUCAACACAUAUUUACAAUUAGAAAAAAUGUAAGAAGAGUUAAGAGAAGAACCUGGACACCCUGUAUGUAACACUGCUCAAAGGAGAGCACAAGAUAUCCUGUUGGUUGAUCUUCAAGUUAAUUCUAUACCAGUGUUAUAGAAAAUUAUGUAUUCAAGAGGAUCAACUCAAGGAGUCAUGGAUAUAUUCAUUAAACUGCAAAGAUGCUCUCUACUUGGCCAAGAAAUGUGUGUCAUAGAAAAGGCAUGCCAUGACAGGACAAGAUUACUGCACAAGAUUAUGACAUAAGAAAUAUUAGAUUGAAAAGCCACAUCUCAGCAAGAUAUACUACAUGUUCAUAGGGGUGAUCCAAGUCUUCUUCAAUGUAGUGUCACAACCCCUCCUCCCCCCAGCCCCCGCUCAUGAGGUUAAUCUACCGUGGACUCCAAUGUUGUGCUCCCUCAGUACUAAUGCAAGCCAUCACUGAUUGACGUUUAUGCUUUGAGUGUUUCUUGCAGUGUUGUGUAUCACAUAACAGUAGCAGUAUUCUUUUUCUGCCCUGUGCUCUGAUUACAAUCUGGAUAUGAAAGCAGUGCUUGUGUUGUAGUGCUUUUGCACAGAUAUAUUAAGGGCUCACCGUCAAUAAUGCAUUUCUUAUGCAGUAAGUCCCUACCUACCCCUAGCAGUUAAUGGAUCGUCUUCAUCGGCUAAUGGACCAUGUGUGCUAAGCGAUAGUAUGAGAUGAACUAAGUAUUGCUGUGUGAAUCAUCCAUGACGGUGCUACUUGGAAAAUGACUCUCGACUUGUUUGGUGUUCCGUGUACUUUGUGAUACGAACCAAGUCUAGUCAAGAGCGGGGGACAAAACUGUGACUGUCAGAACCUUCGUGACACAGAUGUAACCAGUACGCUCAGUUUCACUAUUUUUUACAAAUGUACCAGCAUCAACCCAAAUGGGAAAUGAGACAGAGAGACUAGCAGGAGAGGGAAAGCUACACAAGAGGUAAUGUUAGAGAAAUUGCAUUAAAGAUGAUAGUGUAUUACCAAUAUUUCCAGUUUAUAGAUGUCUGACCCAUAUUUUAUCAAUAUUUAAAAUGUAUGUAGAUUCUGCUGUUGCUUGCCUCAAAAUAAACUGAAUGUGAUUUGGGGAGAUGAUAGACGAACCUCGUUAAGCACCAGGUUUUGUUUUAUCAACCCAGUGCCAUCUCUCUGUCUGCUCAUUCUCCCAUAGCGUUCCUAGGUGUCGCUUAAUCUCCUCAGCUUGCAAGACAAUAUGUGACUUCACCAGCAAUUUUAGAUUUUGCUUAGUGCUUUCAUAUGGCAGACUGUAUAAUUGCUAAAAUAAAAUUACUAGAGUGGAUGAAAUUGCUGGGAACUUCACUAUAUUCAUAUAUAAAUAUACAUAUAUAUUGUAUGGCAUCUUGAUAGGUUAUUCAUAAUUUGUAUAUUGAAUUCAUCAAUAUUAGAAGCAGAUGGCAUAUCCUCAUUGCCAAGUUUCUGUUUCUAAUUCAAGUUAUUUCCAUUGUCAACAUUUUUAAUGAAUUUAAGACAAACUGUUGAUGUGUAAGUGUGUGUGCAUUGCUUCUUAAUAGUGUAGAAUUGAAUGAAAGUGAUUAUGAUAAAUAAUAGAUAUUACUUGCAGAACAGUUGUACUUCUAUAAUUCAUAUUGGCAAACUUCUCAUGAAAGUGUCCAAGAAUAGCUGUAACUUAUAAGUCUGUUGAGCAGUGUUUUGGAGAUGAGACAUUUUCAGUCAUUUGUAAGUUUAAGUUCAUUUCCAAGACUUGCAUCUCCUCCACAGCCAUUAUUUUUUACAGGGAUAAAGUUACAAGGGCCGUUGGCUUGAUUUUUUUUCUUUCUUUUUCUAAGUUAAAUCUUUUAUAAAAUCUCAGUCAUCCAAAACAUGCUAACAUCUUCCAUAAGCUCAAGUGUAAUAAAUGUAGUCUCUUUUAAAUGUUGCCAGUGUAAGCUUUUCCUGCCCAUAGUUGAUUAAUUAAUGGAUAAUUCAUUUGCAUUAGCCACGGAGUUAUUGAGGAGAAUUAUUGCCAGACUUGUAGCAUGGUCGUGCUUUCUAUCUAUGCAUAUGUAUAAUUUUAUCCACUUCGAUCAGAAAAGUUAAAUCCCCAAAUUUAUAAAAUGCUCAAAUUUUUGAGUAGAUAAAUGAAUGCUUUUUCUACUGCUUUUAGAUAGGAUAAAUUAAUGUUGAAAUCUCAGUAUUAGGCAAUAUAGACAUACAUGCAAGACACUCAAAGCACAUUUUCUUGGAUUUUAAUUCUACAGUAACAUUUUUUGUAUGUAUGUUAUUCAUUGUCUGUUAUUGAUUUGUUUAUACCAUUUCUAAACAUUAUAGAAUAUGUGUGAUUAAGCUUUACAAUAGACUGAUUGUCAUUAUAUUUACCAGGGAGAGCAGGUGCUAAUGGGAGGGGGACACUGAUCUGCCAAAGCUUCAGGCUGUGAGUUCCAUCUCUUCAGCCCAGCAGGGUAUGGAAUAUUUAUAAAUUCCUUGUUAUUCUUUUAUUGCAGUGUGUUCAGGUGAUAAAAAGAUCUUUGAUAGACUAUAUAUAUAUAUAUAUAUAUAUAUAUAUAUAUAUAUAUAUAUAUAUAUAUAUAUAUAUAUAUAUAUAUAUAUAUAUGAUACAUUAUUACUGCAAGAAAAUACUGUAUGAAGGAUAACAAGAAAAGAAAAAAUAGAACAAGAGCCACAGAGACACUGUAAUUGUAAAACUUCUUAUGUUGUAAUGUUUCCAAAUCUGGCAGUUUUUAGGGGGAUAAACAUGUCUAGAUGAAGAAAUGAACAGAAGAAGGCUUCAUUUGCAGGACAGCUUUACUGAUCUAAGGAACUUCACUUUUUCAGUAAAGAUUAGUCUCUCUCUAGAACAACAUAAUCUUCCACAGAUGGUAAAAAGCUAGAGAAGUGGCUAUGAUGUCCCUCUGCCCAGUAGUUUUUCCUUUCCCUGUAGAUUAGACUUAUACAGCCAUGGUUUUCUUCAGUAAUGUCAAUGUAACCACACAUUUAUGGUUAUUGAUACUUAAACACUGAGAUUGUUAGAUGUUUGGUUAUCUUGUAGCAGGUAGGAAAACUUAAAGUAUUACCACUGCAUGAACUGUAACACAUUGACAUUAUAUAACCAAGUUUUCUAUGGUAAACAUAAUGCCCACCUGCUUCAUACAAUGGAGUGCUCUUAGUAGUCAAGCAGAGCAAUGUGUGAAUCCUCCCUUAUCAAAGUUGAAAAGAAAUGAAAUCCAAGAAUGGUAGUGCAACAGAAAGUGGUUGUCUACAGAUAUUGCUUAGUCAAGUUCCUUUAUCCUGUGUUUUAUAUAGGAAUUAUUGGGCUUAACUUGGCAGCAUUAGACACUCAGUCCAUGAUUACAAUGGUUGUUUACCAUAGAGAAUCCACUAAAAACAUUCUCCAUGUAUUUUGACAGCUGUAUUGUUUGAUUAUAAGAAAUUGCAAGUGACCAAGAUUGAAAAUAGUAUGCAAAUCAUUGCUUGAAGUCACUGCAUUAUAUUGCACACCCUUUCAUGUGAUAAUGUGCAUUUAUACAUAUUUAUCAAUAUGCUGAAGUGAAAUAGUGUGGCCAUGAUAACAAGCAAUGGAACACUUAGUUUUCAUAUCUUGUGUAACUGAAGAUUUCAAGAUUCUGUUUCUUGUAUAGUUUUGUGGAUUUGUGUUUGCCUGUGUUACCAUGGGCUUUAAAUAUAAUCUGCCUGAGGGAAGGAAGCUGAUAUGAGAGAUUCAUUAAAUGAAGUUGACAUUUACAAACAUGACAAUAUUACCCUAGAAUGUACUUCAUAUUGCUACCAAGUGACAUGGAACAUAUAUUUAUAUUUUCAGAGUUGAUUCAAUGCACCAAGAAGUGUAGAAUAUUUACAGUUACACUAUGUUGUUAUAAACUUGCCAAAACAAUGCAUUUAAUUACAGGAUUAAUGAAAUCUGACCGAGUUGCAAGACAAUGAAAAAUUGCACUGCAGUAAUAUUUAGUCGCAUCAAUGAAUGGGUGCCCUGAGGAUGUUUUUAGUUGUGAUUAGUCAAGCAAUUUGUAUGGAUGAUGAUGUAAAAUGUCACUAAUGGCCAGAGUGUAGGUAAUAGAUAGUAACUUAAUGAGAUUAUUUAAUAACAUAGUCAUUUUGAAGAAAGUGUUUGCAAGACUUAGUAAUAAGGAGCUUCCCGAGGGCAGAUUGCAAGUGCUCUUGGAUAGUUCUGGUGACUGACUGUAGCAUAACAAUAUUACUUAAAAUUUUAAUGUUAUUAUGACCAUGUAUUUAAGUACUAAAUUACUGUUGAAGCUGAAAUUCAGAUACCAAGAACCUCUAAGUGCACUUGUAAUUUGUGUUGUGACAAGGGAAUUUGCGCCUUAUUUGGCAUACCCAACUAAGGCUCAAUAUCGCUCGUCACUACACAUUUUCUACCAAAUAUAGUGUAAACAAUUAUGUAUGAUGAAAUAAACCAUGAGAAGUA
Molecule: messenger RNA, 11144 nt
Organism: Portunus trituberculatus (swimming crab)
Lineage: Eukaryota; Metazoa; Arthropoda; Malacostraca; Decapoda; Portunidae
Gene: Dscam1
Product: Down syndrome cell adhesion molecule-like protein Dscam2
Exons: 44
Coding region: 159-6527 (2122 amino acids)
Biological process (GO): axon guidance; dendrite self-avoidance; homophilic cell-cell adhesion
Cellular component (GO): plasma membrane; axon
Molecular function (GO): cell-cell adhesion mediator activity
Source: RefSeq, a predicted model, not a curated record